GCCCUGGAUGGCCCGAAUUUUUAAUUCACAGUGGACUUGGGGAAGUAUGACAUUAUAGCACAUGGGAAUUCUCUAGUAUUCUAUUAAAUAAUUGUUGGAAAAAUGUCUUUACCGGAUAAGAUGUUAAUGCGAAAAAUCAAGAGAAGGGAGAGGAAUAAAUUGAGAAUAUUGCAAAAUCGAGAAAACGAAAAGGAAGACGAUAUUGCGAAUGAAAAAUCUGUGCUAGAGAGGGAAGAAAACAUUCCAGCAAAGAAUAAAAGAGGAAUUAAACGUCAGUCCGUGGAGGAUGAACCCGUUUCCAAAAACAAGAGGAAUAAAGUUAAAGUGAAUGAAAUUGAGGAAGAGAAUUCUGAUGAUAGUAAAGAAUCGAUAUCGGAAGCUGAGGUCAAAUGUGAAAGUGAAAAUGAAAAUGAAAAUGAAAAGGAAAAUGAAAAUGAAAAUGAAAAUGAAAGCGAAGAUGAAGAUUCUAAUUCUGAAGAGGUGGCAAAGGAAGCUUCUAAUACAAAUUUGCCAGGAUCGUCGAUCGGUUUGGAAAUUCUGAAAGACAAAUCAUUUGCCUCUCUCAAAGAUAAUGUUUGCGAAAAGACCUUAAAUGCUAUUGCAGAGAUGGGAUUUAAGGAGAUGACUGAAAUUCAAGCUAUGUCAAUACCGUCACUUCUCGAAGGACGAGAUCUUGUUGGUGCAGCAAAGACCGGAUCUGGAAAAACCCUGGCUUUUCUCAUCCCUGCUGUAGAACUCAUUUAUAAACUCAAAUUUAUGCCUCGUAAUGGUACUGGAUGUAUAAUCAUUUCUCCAACUCGUGAAUUGUCGAUGCAGACCUUUGGAGUACUCAAAGAAUUAAUGAAGUAUCAUCAUCAUACUUAUGGUUUAUUAAUGGGUGGUGCCAGCAGACAGACCGAGGCUCAAAAAUUAUCGAAAGGUGUUAAUAUAAUUGUAGCUACACCUGGACGUUUACUCGAUCAUCUACAAAAUACUCCUGAUUUUAUGUACAAAAAUCUUCAGUGUCUAAUUAUUGAUGAAGCCGACAGAAUUCUUGACAUUGGAUUUGAAGAAGAACUUAAACAAAUUAUUAACAUUUUGCCAAAAAGAAGACAAACUAUGCUUUUCAGUGCAACUCAAACAAAAAAAACGCAAGCAUUGACAGGAGUAGCAUUGAAAAAAGAGCCAAUGUACGUUGGCGUUGAUGAUACCAAAGAGGAAGCUACAGUGGAAGGCUUAGAGCAAGGAUAUGUUGCUUGCCCUAGCGAGAAAAGAUUUCUUUUGCUGUUUACAUUUUUAAAGAAAAAUCGAGAAAGAAAAGUAAUGGUCUUUUUCAGUUCUUGCAUGUCCGUUAAGUACCAUAAUGAGCUUCUGAAUUAUAUUGAUUUACCAGUGAUGAGCAUUCAUGGCAAACAAAAACAAACCAAAAGAACGACAACUUUCUUCCAAUUUUGUAAUGCACAAACGGGCAUUCUUCUUUGUACCGAUGUAGCUGCCAGAGGUCUUGACAUUCCAGAUGUUGAUUGGAUCGUUCAAUAUGAUCCACCCGAUGAUCCAAAAGAAUACAUUCAUCGAGUUGGUAGAACAGCUCGUGGCGAAGGUGGUAAAGGUAAUGCUUUACUGAUUCUUCGUCCGGAAGAACUUGGUUUCCUUCGAUAUUUGAAACUAGCUCGGGUUCCUGUAAAUGAAUUUGAGUUCUCAUGGAAUAAAAUAGCAGAUAUUCAGCUUCAGCUGGAGAAGCUGAUAUCGAAGAAUUACUUUCUAAAUUUAUCGGCUAAGGAGGCGUUCAAGGCGUACGUGAGAGCCUACGACUCGCACCAUCUCAAGCAGAUCUUCAACAUCGAGACCCUGGAUUUGGCCCACGUGGCAAAGUCCUUCGGGUUUGUCGUGCCACCGGCAGUCGACCUCAAAGUGGGAUACAACAAGAAUUCUCGUCCACGCAAACGACUAGGUGGAGGCGGCUACGGACAGUUCAACAUGCUGAACAUGGAGCAGCCGGGCGCCAGGAGACGAGCCGAGCGAACCAAGACCUUCCGGCAGGUGGGCAACCGUUACGGCAACAACAACAGACAGUUCAGCCGAUAGUGCCUGGAC
This is a messenger RNA of Ceratosolen solmsi marchali, 2073 nucleotides long. RefSeq names its product probable ATP-dependent RNA helicase pitchoune (gene pit). The record is from RefSeq and is a predicted model, not a curated record. The transcript is spliced from 10 exons. Gene Ontology annotation, molecular function: nucleic acid binding; ATP binding; RNA helicase activity. Bases 103 to 2064 code for a protein of 653 amino acids. Lineage: Eukaryota; Metazoa; Arthropoda; Insecta; Hymenoptera; Agaonidae.